This is a messenger RNA of Trichechus manatus latirostris (Florida manatee), 1909 nucleotides long. Its product is annotated as zinc finger protein 699-like. The record is from RefSeq and is a predicted model, not a curated record. Gene Ontology annotation, cellular component: nucleus. Gene Ontology annotation, molecular function: RNA polymerase II cis-regulatory region sequence-specific DNA binding; DNA-binding transcription factor activity, RNA polymerase II-specific. The transcript is spliced from 5 exons. Gene Ontology annotation, biological process: regulation of transcription by RNA polymerase II. The coding region runs from base 265 to 1731 and encodes 488 amino acids. Lineage: Eukaryota; Metazoa; Chordata; Mammalia; Sirenia; Trichechidae.
GUGGGUAGUGACGAUCUCACGAGGGUCCUAAGUGUGUCUCAGGGAGAGUUCAGCCUAGGCAGCUGUGGACCGAGGACAACCUGGCAGAUCCAUGCAGUCACAAGUAAGGAUUUUAACUGCUGUGACUGGUGUGUGGACCAAACGUCAUUCAUCUCCCUCCAAACUGCCUAGUGGCUCUGCUUCCCCUGCCAUCCCUCUUCCUGAAGUGGCUUCUUGGGCUUUAAGAGCACAUUCACUUAGACUUCCUGAAGCUGGAGCCAGGAAAUGGACUCAGUGGCUGUUGAGGAAGUGGCUGUGAACUUUACUCAGGAAGAAUGGGCUUUGCUGGAUCUUUCUCAGAGGCAACUCUACAGAGAUGUGAUGAUGGAAAUCUUCAGAAGUCUGGCCUCAGUAGCUUCUCAAAACCUUAUUGAUGGAGACAAGCUAUCCACUGAAAAUACAAUAUUACGAUUCAUGAAAAAUGACACCUGGUCCUCGAUUGUCGGAGAAAUCUUCGAAUUGCUUGUCACUGAAGAUCAGGAUAACAACCAGAAAACACAUGUAAGCAUGCUGCCUGUUUUUAACAGAAGGCGUAUGUUAGAGAACCUCUGUGAAAGUAAUGAAGACAAUCAUUGUGGACAGACUUUCAGCCAGAUUCCAGAUCUUUCUCUGCUAAAAACUCCUAUGGAAGCAUAUCCUUCUGAAUGCCUUGAGUGUGGAAAAUCCUUGGUGAAUCAUUCAUCACUUAAGCAGCAUAUCAAAUCUCAUUCUGGAUGCAGUGCCUAUCAGUGUAAGGAAUACGGAGAAGCCCGCAGUUGUCCGUUUUACCUCAGCACUGCUGUGAGAACUCUUACUGGAGAGAAAUCCUAUGAAUGUAAGGAAUGCAGCAAAUGCUUUCGUCAUUCCUCAAAGCUCACUAUACAUAUGAGAAUUCACAGUGGAGAGAGGCCUUAUGUAUGUAAGGAAUGUGGGAAAGCCUUUAGUCAGUCCUCAAACCUCACUGCACAUAUAAGAACUCAUAGUGGAGAGAGGCCUUAUGUAUGCAAGGAAUGUGGGAAAACCUUUUGUCAGUUGUCAAAUCUCAGUGCACAUAUGAGAAUUCACAGUGGAGAGAGGCUUUAUGAAUGUAAAGAAUGUGGGAAAGCCUUUAGUCUUUCCUCAAACCUAAUUAGACAUACAAGAAUUCACAGUGGAGAGAGACCUUAUAAAUGUAAGGAAUGUGGUAAAGCCUUUAGUCUUUCCUCAAAACUAACUAGAUACAUAAGAAUUCACAGUGGAGAGAAGCCUUAUGAAUGUAAGGAAUGUGGCAAAGCUUUUAGUCGGUCUUCAUAUCUCACUGAACAUAUGAGAACUCAUAGUGGUGAGAGGCCUUAUGAAUGUCAGAAAUGUGGCAAAGGUUUUAGUCACUCCUCAAACCUCACUAAACAUGUAAGAACUCACAGUGGAGAGAGGCCUUAUGAAUGUAAGGAUUGUGGCAAAGCCUUCAGUCGAUCCUCACACCUUACUCUACAUUUGAGAACUCACUGUGGAGAGAGACCCUAUAAAUGUAUGGAAUGUAGCAAAGCCUUUUCUCACACCUCAGGCCUCACUAGACAUAUGAGAACUCACAGUGGUGAAAGGCCUUAUGAAUGUAAGAAAUGCAGGAAAGCCUUUCGUCAGUCCUCACACCUCACUACACAUAUAAGAACUCACAGAGGAGUGAGGCCUUCAGUGAGGAAUGAGGGAAAGCCUUUAGUCUUCAGUGCUGACUGAACGUAAAUAACCUCACAGUGGGAGAAACUUUAUGAAUGUAAGGAAUGUGGGAAAGCAUUUAGUUAUUCCUCAUCCCUCACUAAACAUAUAAGAAAUUACCCUGGAGAGGAACAUCUUGAAUAUAUGGAAUGUGGGAGAUUCUGUUGUGAUUCCUCAAACCUCAGUAAUUCUAUAAAAA